Messenger RNA from Thecamonas trahens ATCC 50062, 1602 nucleotides. RefSeq names its product mediator complex subunit SOH1. The transcript is spliced from 2 exons. Gene Ontology annotation, biological process: regulation of transcription by RNA polymerase II. Bases 121 to 606 code for a protein of 161 amino acids. The record is from RefSeq and is a predicted model, not a curated record. Gene Ontology annotation, molecular function: transcription coregulator activity. Gene Ontology annotation, cellular component: mediator complex; core mediator complex. NCBI's taxonomy places the organism in Eukaryota, Apusomonadida, Apusomonadidae.
CCUCACCCUCACCCGUCCUCCCCUCACACGCACACACACACACUCUCUCUCUCUCCCUCUCUUUCUCUCUUCUCGCUUUUCUUAACCACCAACCCCGCCUCUACCCUCCCUCUGCUGGCCAUGGAGCACGAGCGCAAGCCAUUCACAGAGACACCCGCCGAAGCUGCUGCCCGGUUCGAGAUCGAGCUGGACUUUGUACAGAGCCUGGCCAAUCCAAAGUACCUCGAGUAUCUGGCUCAGCGCAAGUACUUUGCCGACAAGCGGUUUGUGGCAUACCUCAAGUACCUGCAGUACUGGCGCUCGCCAGAGUACGCUGUCUUCUUGGCCUACCCGCACGCCUUAUUCUUCCUCGAGCAUUUGCUCAAUCCAGCUUUUCGCUUCCGCCUUGAGCACGAUUCAGGCUUUGCCGAGCUUCUCCACGCGCAGCAGGUGUAUCUGUGGACCCACAACGCCGCACUUCGCCAGGCCGAUGACGCCGAGGCGCUUGCUCCCGCCACCUCUGCGCUGGCGCCGCUGACAUCCAAAGUUCCAACGCCUACUCUGUUGAAUGCGUGUCCGAGCUCAGGUGCUGCAUCAUCAGCGCUCGUGCCCAUGGCCAUCGAGUAGUCUUUACCAAAACGUCGGAAGCAGCGCCGCUGAGCCGCGCGGAUCACCAUACGCCGCCCGGAUGUCGUGCAGGAGCGGGAGAACAAGGUGAGCGUUGCCGGCCUGCACAUCAUGCGGCGACCAGAGAUGGUUCCACGGCAUCCGCUUGUUGGCCCGAAGCUUAUCCAGCGCAAGCGUGAUGUUGUGCAUAGCCUCGGCGUGGGUCCGCGGCGACGUAUGGACGCCCGGCAGUGGGCCUCCCUCGACAGCGGCCACCACAUCAGUGAGGAACGUGCCGUCCGAGAAGAGCGGGCGCAGGCUCGCCGGCGCGAGGUCGUUUGAAGAGAGUCCGCCGAACCCGAGCUUGUGCAGCCAGUCGAGGAGCUCGCGAGUAAGGUCGGCGUCGGUUGCCGUGCUUCGCCCCGGCGAGCCACGCUUGGGCGACAAAGGCAGGUCACGCGCUGGCGACGGUGCCUCAGUAGCCUCGGUCGCCUGCGCCAUCUCGCUCGCCUGCCCGCCAAACGUGUCGUACAUGUGCCGAAGGAGACCAAAAAUGGCAACAGCGUCGCCAGACCCGAUCUCGGUCUCACACGAGAGAUACGCGUGCGGAAAGUCGGUCACCGUCCGCAGCGCCUCGAGCGCGAGCCGGACGUUGCUCACCUGAGACGUGAGCGUCCGUGGGUGCCGCAUCACUCCGCGCAGCUCGAUCCCCAGCACCACACCGACCAGAUCGCAGAGCAGAGUGCCGCGCGACGCCUCGCUGAUGAGAUAAGCCUCACCGAGCGAGUUGAGCGGAACAGUCGAGUCGAUGCAGCCAAGCGCUCGGAUCCACUGCAAAAGCUGGCGCGCGCUGGCUGCCGCACGCGACCGAAGCCGCGGCGACUGCUCGCCGCGGAUCCACCCACUUUCGCUGCUGCUAGCUUGGGCCGAGCCGCCAAAUACCCGCCGGAGCUCAUUGAAAAGGCCAAAGAGCAGCGCCUCGUCGCCGGUGAUAAACUCCUCUGUCGCCCACAAAUA